Molecule: messenger RNA, 2355 nt
Organism: Tripterygium wilfordii
Lineage: Eukaryota; Viridiplantae; Streptophyta; Magnoliopsida; Celastrales; Celastraceae
Product: aluminum-activated malate transporter 9-like
Exons: 6
Coding region: 179-1942 (587 amino acids)
Biological process (GO): malate transport
Cellular component (GO): plant-type vacuole membrane
Source: RefSeq, a predicted model, not a curated record
UUUGAACUUUGAAGGGACGAAGUUUUUGAUUCAGGUGUUAAUUAUCAAUCGAAAGUCGAACCCCACUGUUCCAUUAAGGCGUUAACUAUCUCUAUCUGCAAAUCCUUCUCAAAGAUCCAUUUUCUCUCUCUAAAUCAACCUUAAAGCAAAGAAAGCUAAAAACCAAAGGCAUUGAGCCAUGGCCGCAAAGAUGGGUUCUUUCAGGUACACCUUCGCCGAGAAGCGAGAGAGAGACAGGCUAUACUCCAUAAAGGGUGGGUAUUCUGAGCUUCCGGGCUUCCCUAGCUUGGAUUACCUCGACGGGCGACCCACCAGCUGCUGUAGCUACCGGAGCAUCCGUGAGAAGGUCACUAGUUUCUGUCGGAGCUUCCAGGAUGUGGCGUACAACGCCUGGAAGAUGGGCGUGUCUGAUCCCAGGAAGGUUGUGUUCUCGGCGAAGAUGGGUUUGGCUUUGGUCCUCAUCUCUUUGUUGAUUUUCUUGAAGGAACCCUUCAAGGGGUUGAGCCGGUACUCUGUUUGGGCCAUUCUCACUGUUGUGGUCGUCUUUGAAUUCAGUAUUGGAGCCACACUUAGCAAAGGAUUUAAUCGUGGGUUGGGGACAUUAUCAGCUGCAGGACUUGCUCUGGGUAUGGCUGAACUAUCGGAACUGGCUGGAGAGUGGGAAGAAUUUGUAAUUGUUCUGAGCAUCUUCUUCAUUGGAUUUUGUGCAACUUAUGCAAAACUCUACCCAACAAUGAAGCCUUAUGAAUAUGGCUUUCGAGUGUUCUUGCUGACAUACUGUUUCAUAAUGGUAUCUGGAUAUAGAACGAGGGAAUUCGUCCAUACAGCUGUUACACGAUUCUUGCUCAUUGCACUGGGUGCUGGUGUUUGUUUGGGAGUAAAUAUAUGCAUUUAUCCCAUAUGGGCUGGAGAAGAUCUGCAUAACUUAGUAGCAAAAAAUUUCAUGAGUGUUGCAACUUCUUUAGAAGGUUGUGUUAACGGAUAUCUUAAUUGUGUUGAGUACGAGAGAGUCCCUUCUAAAAUCCUCACAUACCAAGCCUCUGAUGACCCAGUUUACAGUGGCUACAGGUCCGCUGUGGAAUCUACUAGCCAAGAGGAUGCACUGCUGAGUUUUGCUAUUUGGGAGCCACCUCAUGGACCUUACAAAUCAUGUAAUUAUCCAUGGAAGAAUUAUGUGAAAGUAAGCGGUGCACUAAGGCAUUGCGCAUUCAUGGUCAUGGCACUGCAUGGAUGUAUACUUUCAGAAAUACAGGCAUCUGCGGAGCGACGACAGGUGUUUCGUGAUGAAUUGCAGAGGGUAGGUGCUGAAGGGGCUAAAGUAUUACGUGAAUUGGGUGACAAAGUGAAAAAAAUGGAGCAAUUGGGUUCAGCGGACAUGCUAUUUGUAGUGCAUGAGGCUGCGGAAGAGUUGCAAAAUAAGAUUGACAGGAAAUCUUACCUUCUUGUCAAUGCAGAGUGCUGGGAAAUUGGAAAUCGAGAAAAGGAGGUGGUAGAGGCCUUAGACUUGAUAAGUUUGAAUGAUGACCAAAAUAGAAUCCUCGAGUUCAAAUCUCGCAGUGAAGCUGUACUUGAUCUCAGAUCACUUAUUAUACCUAAAAGUUGGGACGCUCAAGAUGCUAAAACUGAAGCCACUUUGCCUCCAAAUGAUCCACCCAUAAAAUUGUUCAGGGAACAAUUAUCGAUGCCUACACAUAUUUCGUUCGAUGCUGAUGGAAAGGCACCAGUGGAAGAAUCUAAAACUUAUGAAAGUGCAAGUUCGUUGUCUUUAGUGACGUUUACAUCACUUUUGAUCGAGUUUGUAGCGAGACUCCAAAAUGUUGUUGAUUCCUUUGAGGAAUUAAGUGAGAAAGCUAAUUUUAAGGAUCCUGUUGAUGUUUCAGUUGCUGCAGAGCACGUGGGGGUUUGGACCAGACUGUGUGGACCUCUGAAGUUCUGGAGGUGACUUGUAACAAAUCAAAUCUUCCCUGGAGCUGUGUUCAGUAUAUUAUAAAUUUAUAACAUAGGACUCGAUGAUUCGCGAUUCAAGAUGGUCUCAAUUAUGAACUAGAUCGACGUCUCUACCACUGACAUGACACCAUAAUAGCUCGAAGGUUCUGCUGCUGCUGCUGCUGCUACCCUCUCUAUUAUAGGGAAUCAUAAUCCAGAAAACAAUCUAUCUGCUACCACCAAGAGGUCGAAGGAUUCAGUUUUUGAUGAUGGUUAAUCUAGUUUUGUCUUGGUUCUUUCAAUUGUAUAUUCAGAACAUCAGGACAUCGACAAGGGAUCAUACUGAUGUAUUUUGUUGUGGAUGCAGGAAAAAUUUUUGGAAGCUACAUAAAAUAAAUUAAAUAAUAUUCCAUCUUGUCAUUUGUAUCA